GGGAUAUACACCUCUUGGUGGGGUAUUAGCUCUUAAAGUCUUAGGGACCGGUUUGAAUCUUCCUGAGCCUUCCAAUCGCCCAGAGGCUUCCACUUGGGUGCUAUGGGGUUCUCGAGGCACUCCAGAGUCUCUGCUCAAAAAGUGGACACCGAAGAAACUCGCUGACCCAAUGUUCUACUCUGUAUUGAAGUUUUGUAUACAGGAACAAAGGACGAGAUACAAAGUUAGAGACCUAUUGUCCUACGACUACGACGUCCAGCCCACCGGUGCGGCAAAGAUGGAUCUGAAACUAUGGCUGGAGAAGAAAGCUAAACUGUUUGCCAGCUGGGAACGGUACGUCGAUCUGUUGAUAGAUAACAGAGCGCCCGAGACGCCAGACGGUGAGGUCACCGAAGACUCAAGUUUUGGAGAAGAUACUCCUUUCGACCCUAUGCCCGAAAUUCGGGGUUCAACUACCGUGAGCAUCCUGAAGCUUGGUACUAUCGAGCAUCUCAUGAACCGUGGCUACAAAUUAUCGAGCAAGAGUCAGAAUGAGCUCAUCAAGCAGCUAUUGAAACAAUAUAAACUUGACUCAGCAACAACGUGCAGCCUCUUUGAGGUUGCUCGCACUGCCCAAGACUUUCAAUGUCGUGAUCUUCUCUUGCGCUUGGUUCCCGACAAAGCUUUACCUCAGGAAUCUAGCGGAAAGAAAACCAAGCUACAAAAGAAGAUCGAAAAGCGCGACAGCAGUUAUUUGAUGUUGACGACGAGAAAUUUGCCGUCGUGGCUUUGGAGGGAGAACAAAAACGAGGAGAUCAGAGAUAUGCGUCAGACUUGGAACGAUAGUAAGAAACGUUUCAGGGAAGAGGGUGAGGCUGAUCUAAAAGCUUUGGAAGCCAACACUCGCGCGUUGAAGGUAUGACCAGACAAAUCCUAUCCUACGUCAGAAGAGGCGUGUAAAAUAGUAAGCCGAGCGCUCGAAAGUUCGAACAUUUUUCGGCUCAUAGAUGGGUCGUUAGGCACUUCGCUGCCUAAAACAAUUGAUCAAACGCGGGAAGAGGAAGCUUCAGA
Messenger RNA from Pseudovirgaria hyperparasitica, 1050 nucleotides. RefSeq lists its product as uncharacterized. The record is from RefSeq and is a predicted model, not a curated record. The transcript has a single exon. Bases 278 to 901 code for a protein of 207 amino acids. NCBI's taxonomy places the organism in Eukaryota, Fungi, Ascomycota, Dothideomycetes, Acrospermales, Acrospermaceae.